UAAAAAAUGCCACUCAGCAGUUUCUAGCCGUUAACACACCUCAGCAUCAUCUUUCUCCUCUGUACAUCAAAACAACAAUUUUCACUCACUAAAAUCCAAGAUUUUUGCUACCCAAUACUCAUCUCUUAUUGUUAAUCCCAAAUCUUGAAUCUUUUUCAAAACCCCAUUUUCAAAAUCUGCAGAUUUUGAGUACUUACAGUUUGAGAAUUUCAAGAAAUGAAGACUAUGAAGGGAAAGCUUUUGAAGAAAUUGAAGACAAUGAAAACAAUUGGGUAUUUGAAACCAGAAAGAGUCCUCUUUUCAAAUGCAUCAGAUGGGUAUAUUCAUUCUUCGCCGCAAAAAUCGAAUUCUUCCAGAUUUAACUGUCAAUCUCCAUUAACCCCUGUUCAGAAGAAUGUUCAGAGCAGUGUAGAAGAUCAAGAAGCUGAGAUUAUUGAUGUUUCUGAGCUAAUGAAGGAUCUUGAAGACGAAGAAAUGGAAAUCGAAGACGAUAAAGAGAACCUAAGGCCUGUUGUUGUAAAGGUGAAAAAGAUUGAAUCUUUAAGAGAAAAUGUUGAGAAUUUUAUUAGCCCAUUGAAGCCAAAGAAUGAGAAUUUUACUACCCCUUUAUUAGACUUUGAUGUAUCGAAUUUUAGGCGGCCCGAUUUGGAUUCAGGUACUCUGUUUGAUCCUAAUCUUCUUGCUUUAUUUGAGGAAGCAGUGAUGGUAGUUAAAGCUCAAGAAGAAGAGCGAAAGGCGAAAAUUGAGGAAAAGAUUUUCAAACCACUAGAAGAUGAUGAAGAAAAGGAACCACCUUUAAAAGCUCGAAAACUCGAGGAAAUUAUAGACCCUUUAUUGGAAUUUGAAGAGAAAUGUCCACCAGGAGGAUGUGAUUCAGUAAUCCUCUACACAACUGGCCUUAGAGGGAUACGAAAGACGUUCGAGGACUGUUAUAGUAUUCGAUUUCUAUUAGAGAAUUUUCGUGUUGUGUUCUUCGAGAGGGACAUUUCGAUGCAUUCUGAGUUUAAGGAGGAGUUGUGGAGAAUCUUAGAUGGGAAAGUGGUACCUCCAAGGCUGUUUGUUAAAGGUAGGUACAUUGGUGGAGCUGAUGAAGUAUUGACAUUGCAUGAACAAGGGAAGUUUAGGCCACUUCUUGAAGGGAUUCCAAUUGAUAAUUUUCAAUGUCCUUGUGAAGGAUGUGCAGGAAUGAGGUUUAUAAUGUGUUUUAAGUGCAAUGGAAGUCGGAAAAUUGUUCUUGACAAUGAUGAUGAUGAGGUUGAGUCAAUGAAAUGCCCGGAAUGUAAUGAAAAUGGAUUGAUUGUAUGUCCUUAUUGUUGUUGAAAUUAUUCAAUUGAUUGUUUUGUUCAUUUUUAUAGUUCCUCACAUUUGAGGGUGUGUAAUAUAAUGUCAUGUUUCUUGCAUGUUUGGUGUUUGAAAUGAAAGAUGAAGGAG
Molecule: messenger RNA, 1431 nt
Organism: Solanum tuberosum (potato)
Lineage: Eukaryota; Viridiplantae; Streptophyta; Magnoliopsida; Solanales; Solanaceae
Exons: 1
Coding region: 217-1320 (367 amino acids)
Source: RefSeq, a predicted model, not a curated record